This is a messenger RNA of Haliotis rubra (blacklip abalone), 835 nucleotides long. RefSeq names its product huntingtin-interacting protein K-like. The record is from RefSeq and is a predicted model, not a curated record. Lineage: Eukaryota; Metazoa; Mollusca; Gastropoda; Lepetellida; Haliotidae. The coding region runs from base 42 to 404 and encodes 120 amino acids. The transcript has a single exon. Gene Ontology annotation, biological process: protein stabilization; negative regulation of apoptotic process.
ACCAGGGGAGGUAAGCGAGAAAAUCACGCACAUGCUCCAACAUGGCGACGGAGGAAGAAAACGUUGAAAUCGAAGAGAAUGAAGAUAAGAAGGAAGGCAAAUCAAAGAAGGUUGCCAAACAUGACUCAGGGGCCGCCGAUUUAGAGAAAGUAACUGACUAUGUCGAAGAAACAGAAAUAUCCGCUCAGAGCAUCAGUGAUGCCAUGCGGGUUGUGAAUGUCAGCAAAGCUAAAGAAGCUUCUGAGAGACAGGAACGAGAAAGAGAACUUUCGAAAGUGAAGAUAAACAAAGAUGACGUAGAUCUAAUUGUGAAUGAAAUUGAAAUUGGACGAAUACAGGCGGAGAGAGUUCUGAGAGAACAUAAAGGGAACAUUGUGGAAGCACUUGUUGCGCUUACGAACUGACAAAGGAUACAAUAUUCCACAUUGAUUACUGUUCCAUUUUGACCACUUGAAACUCGCACCGGAACAUGCAAGUUUGCCUGUAAUAAGACACUUUUUUAAUAUGAUCUAAACGAUUGUCGACCUUCAAGAGCAAGUUCAUCAAGCCUUUGUUGUGAAAGCUAAUGUCUUAGUUCAUUUUGUUCGGGACAGAAUCCUGAACAGUAUAUCGGACAAAAAGAAAUCCAAUACAGGCUAUGUUUAAUGAACAUCAUGCAUUCUCACCUUUCAGUCGAGGAGAAUUUCUUCCUGAGUAGAACUUAAUGUACUGAAGCAUGUAAUUGUACUGGUAUAUUUGAAACUGUCCAAUACAUGCGACUUCAGAGAUGGGAGACUCACUUUCAUUGUGAUGUCAAAUCUUUUUCACCUGUGUAAUAAACAUACAUAACUUAUAA